Vigna angularis (adzuki bean) is the source of this 4422-nucleotide messenger RNA. RefSeq names its product pentatricopeptide repeat-containing protein At5g46100. The coding region runs from base 620 to 2059 and encodes 479 amino acids. Gene Ontology annotation, molecular function: protein binding. The record is from RefSeq and is a predicted model, not a curated record. NCBI's taxonomy places the organism in Eukaryota, Viridiplantae, Streptophyta, Magnoliopsida, Fabales, Fabaceae. The transcript has 4 exons.
CACACACUCUCUCUGGUUCUUUUCUCAUUCAUUCUCUGAUUCCAAACCUAAACCAAACCAACUUCUCUCUCUUCUUCUCUCAGUAUCACUAAGCAUUGCGCUAGGCGGCUAGGGUUAGUUGCUUCCUUUUCACUCUCCCAAUCAAACAUCGAAUUUUCUUCUGUAACCUUAGGUUUCUGAGGAGAUUUUUCUUCCAUCUACCAAUUAAUCACUUGUUUUAUUCUUUUCUGUUUUUUCAUUACCUAUUUAUUUUUUACAUAGAAUAUAGGGAUUUUUAUUUUACUUUGUAUUUUUUUUUUCAAUGUUGGUGUCCUGGAUGGGUUUGCAAUGCAGUGAGUUCUGCCAUUGUUGCUUCAGUGGUGCUUUGAUUUUCCCAGGCGAUUUUUCACCUUCGAGUGCUCUCCAGAUCAUUAGGAAUCAGGGUUUUUUAUUCUGUAUUUUAAGUCGUACCUGGUGGUUGAUACUUCACUGUUCACGCACAUUAUAUAGCAGGAGACUUGUUCAAUCAAAUCCAUAAGAAUAAAACAAACUUGAAUAUUGGAGCCAGCUAUCUUGUGAAGAACUAGCACUAUAAGUGUCCAAACCAUUUUUAAGUAUUUUAAUACAAAUUAAUUUUAAUAUGGGUAAUAAAACUCUGCUCAAGUGGCCAAAGCAAAUCACAAAUUCCGUAGUUGUGCAGUUAAUUAAAGCAGAAAAGGACGCGCACAAAGCUUUUACUAUAUUCAAUUCUGCAACUGCUGAAUAUAGUAAUGGGUUUCGUCAUGAUCAUGAAACUUUUGGUCUCAUGAUCUCCAAGUUAGUGGCAGUGAAUCAGUUUAGGACAGCAGAAGGGAUGCUGGAGAGAAUGAAGCAAGAAGAUUGUAAGGUUACAGAGGACAUACUUUUAACUAUAUCUAGGGGUUUUGGACGUGUGCAUAGGCCACUUGAUGCCAUCAGGGUUUUCCACAAGAUGGAAGAUUUUCAGCUUAGACCCACUCAAAAGGCUUACCUUACAAUAGUAGAUAUUCUUGUGGAGGAAAACCAUGUAAAAAGGGCUAUUGGUUUUUAUAGGGAGAUGAGAGAACUAGGCUUUCCACCUACUGUUGUUUCCCUCAAUAUUUUGAUCAAGGCCCUCUGCAAAAACAAGGAGACUGUUGAUUCUGCCUUACUGAUAUUUCAGGAAAUGCCCAACCAUGGGUGCCAACCUGAUUCAUAUACAUACGGUACAUUGAUUAAUGGGAUGUGUAGACUUGGAAAUAUCAGUGAGGCAAAGGAACUAUUCAAAGAGAUGAAGCAAAAAGGUUUUUCAGCUUCUGUUGUUACUUAUACUAGUUUGAUACAUGGCUUGUGUCAGUCUAAUAAUUUAGAUGAAGCUAUUGGAUUGCUUGAAGAAAUGAAAAGAAAUGACAUUGAGCCAAAUGUUUUUACUUAUAGUUCUCUUAUAGAUGGUUUGUGCAAAGGUGGUCAUUCAUCACAAGCAAUGGGAUUAUUGGAAGUGAUGGUCAGAAAGAACCAUUUACCCAACAUGGUUACUUAUAGUUCUUUAAUCAGUGGACUGUGUAAAGAAGGAAAGCUUUGUGAAUCUGUGGAGAUUCUUGAUAGGAUGAGGAUUCAAGGCUUGAAACCAAGUGCAGGGUUGUAUGGAAAAGUCAUAAGUGGCCUCUGUGCUGCAGGAAGCUUUCAAGAAGCUGCAAACUUCAUUGAUGAGAUGGUGCUAGGUGGUAUUUCGCCAAAUCGAGCAAGUUGGAGCCUUCAUGUUAGGAUGCAUAACAUGGUAGUCAAGGGUCUUUGUAAUAAUGUUGAUCCACCUCGUGCAUUUCAGUUGUAUCUGAGUAUGCGAACUAGAGGCAUCUCUGUUGAAGUUGGCACUUUUGAUUGUCUAGUCAAAUGUUUUUGUAAGAGAGGAGACCUGCAUAAAGCUGCUCGGAUUCUUGAUGAGAUGGUGUUAGAUGGAUGCAUUCCAGAUGAACAAAUAUGGAAUGUUGUAAUUGGUGGACUUUGGGACCGAAAAAAAGUGAGAGAAGCCACUGAGCUGUUGCUGGUUGAGCUGAGGCAGAAGUUUGUUGAAGCUGAAAGUUGAAGUCUGUGUUUCUCACAUUAUCCAUAUGCAUUUCAUUCUUACUGAAAACCUUUGGUAUCUGGUGGUCUUUUUCUAAUGUUGAAGAUGUGCUGCCUUUUCAAUUCAUGAUCUCACCUCAUCUCAAAGGGUUGACAUUUUCUGAUGAUCAGUGUCUUUGUGAUCUGAUGGUUUGAGCUUCAAAUUGAGGAAGUAAAUGUGCGGUGUAGGAUUUAAAACUAAGCUAUCCUUGGGGCUGCGACUUAACAUUCCACACAACCCUGCUCUGUCUGAGUAAGGUAAAUUCAGGUAAAAAAAAUUGAAUAUAAACAGAAGACUAUUAAUUUGUUGGAAGGGGGAAGUCAGUUCCAUGUCUCUCUUUAGGAAGUGCAACGAAGAACAUGAUGCCCAAAACGUCAAUUCCCACUGGCAAUGCUGUGUGGAUUUUCUGUAUCUCAGCAGAGGAUGUGGAAAGAGGCAAUUCACUACAUUCUGAUCAAACAACACAAUUACUGCAACUACCAAAGUUGUCAUCACUGCAUGCAUGAAAUCUAUGAACUUUAGUCGAUAAUUUGCUCCGAGAUGGGGUGGAAGGGUGGUUGAUCCAUCAAUAACAGAUAUUCCCCUUGUUGUCUCUGAAGUCAUUAGUUAAAACAUAAUAAAAGCAUGAGGAACCACAUAGAGAUACAAGUGCAGCAGUCAUGGCCUUACCGACAGAGUCACAGUAGCCAGUAUUUCUGAAGAUUGGAGAGAGAAGUUGGAAAGCAAGGGUUGUUCCAAUUGGUAAAAGAUUGGCCAAAUGGACAUUGCUGGCAGUGUCACAGUCGCCAAUAUCUUUGAAGAGUGCAGAAAGAAGUCGGAAAGCUAGGACUGCGCCAGUUAGUAAAAGGUUGGCCAAAUGGGCAGUGCUCUGAAAUGUCUAACCAACGGCUUUCUAAUUUUUAUGGAUGAUCACUUUUUGCUGGCAGCUUCUAAUUUUUUGUUUUCUGGUGUUGCUGAUGUUCGCUUCAAGUUUCUUAGGUUGCCAAUAGAUGUCAACCGUAGGGGAUUUAAGACAUGGCAGCCAGUUGUAGACUCUUUGAAGAAGAUUCUAGCUUCUUGGAAAGGAAAAGGAUUCUUUCAGAGGAAGAAUUACUCUCCUAAGCUCUGUACUUUCAAGUUUGCCUCUUUAUUUUCUUAUCCUUCUACAAGUUGUCAAAGAGCAUUGCUAAAAUACUAGUGGGUUGAAGAAGAGAAAUCCUUUGGUGUGGGUUAGAUGAGAGAAAAAAAAAUUGCAUGGAUUAGUUGAGAUAAUAUAUUAGCGUGCUUGGUAAGUGGGUAUGUAUUAAGGAAAAACUUGUGUAAAUGGUGCGUGAGGUAAGUCCAAUUCAGUCUGUGGUUUUAAAAAAGAGCAUUAAGGUAAGUUAGAAAUGGGAAAUCAUCAAAAUUUUGGCAAGACAUGGAUAGGUCUAACUCCCUUUAAACAUUUUUUUCCAAGGUUUUAUCAAACAUCAGAAGACAAGCAAGCAUUUUUAUCUUUGAAAAGGGGGAUUGGAAAAGGGAACAAUGGUGUUGAAACUAGAAGUGGCGCAGGGAUAUGUUUUUUGGGAGGUAGAUCUCUUGGAUAUUUCAAAUCUCAUUUCUUACCGAACAAAGGAGCCUUCUGUAGAAUUUUUUUUUUCUGCAAUUUUGUGUAGAAACAUUUGGAUGAGUUGUGUCUCACGAGGUCAAAGUUUUCUCUUGGAGACUAUUCCUUUACGGGUUGCCCACUAAAGUUGCUCUUUUUAGAAGACAUUUUUUUUCUCAUGAUCGCUGACAAACCUUAUGCUGUUUUUGCUUUAGUCAUCCAGAAGAUUGCUAGCAUCUUAUGUUCUAUAGCUUCUCUACUUUGAUAUCAUAUGUAUGCUUGGACAUGUCUUCACACAAUUCUCUACCAGUGUUUGGUGAAACUCAUUUUCUUCUAAAAGGAAAAAGGGUUAAGAAGGCUCGGUACCUAGUGUGGCAUGCAUUGGUGUGGUCUAUUUGGUCACUCUGCACGACUUUGUUAUUUUUCAGCAAGCUUGAUCUUUAUUUGGUGGAUUUAUUAAGGUUCAUUCUUGGUCUUGGUUAAACUUUCUGGUCGGCAAAAAGCUAAUUUCUUUUUCAGAUUGGUACAUCAAUCCUAUAUCUUGUCUCUCCUGCUCAUCAUGACAUUUUCUUCUACAAUUGGUUGGUGUCAAACAUUGAACUUCCCGAUCAUAUGAAUCAAUGUCGCCGAAGAAACCUCUAGCCUAUUCACGUGCUAAAGGCUAUACACGAUAUAUUUUACUUCUCUAUGUCAGUAUAUUAUGGUAGACAUGCAGGGACAACCUUGAUUGCCCGUGGGUAAUAGCUAUCCUUUCUAGAUAUAGAAAGUUUUAUAUUUAUAU